Chaetomium strumarium is the source of this 702-nucleotide messenger RNA. Its product is annotated as phosphoribosyltransferase-like protein. Gene Ontology annotation, biological process: 'de novo' pyrimidine nucleobase biosynthetic process; pyrimidine ribonucleoside biosynthetic process; pyrimidine nucleotide biosynthetic process. Bases 1 to 702 code for a protein of 233 amino acids. The record is from RefSeq and is a predicted model, not a curated record. The transcript has a single exon. Gene Ontology annotation, molecular function: orotate phosphoribosyltransferase activity. NCBI's taxonomy places the organism in Eukaryota, Fungi, Ascomycota, Sordariomycetes, Sordariales, Chaetomiaceae. Gene Ontology annotation, cellular component: cytoplasm.
AUGGCCUCCCUCGCGCCUUACAAAGCCGAUUUUCUCCGCGCCGCCGUCAAAGGCGGCGUUCUGAAAUUCGGCAGCUUCGAGCUUAAGUCGAAGCGCAUCUCGCCCUACUUCUUCAACGCGGGCGACUUCUACCGGGCCGACCUGCUCGAGUCGAUCGCGACCGCCUACGCCAAGACCAUCAUUGCAGCCCACAGCUCGGGCGCCCUAGAAUUCGACGUCGUCUUCGGCCCCGCCUACAAGGGCAUCCCGCUCGCGACGGCAACAACCAUCAAGCUGGGCCAGCUGGACGCGGCGACGUACGGCAGCAUGUGUUACUCGUUCGACCGCAAGGAGGCCAAGGACCACGGCGAGGGCGGCAACAUUGUCGGUGCUCCGCUCAAGGGGAAGCGGGUGCUCAUUGUGGACGACGUGAUUACGGCUGGCACGGCCAAGCGGGAGGCGAUUGCCAAGAUUGAAAAGGAGGGUGGUGUGGUGGCCGGCAUUGUUGUUGCUCUUGAUCGCAUGGAGAAGCUGCCUUCGCCGGAUGGGGAUGAUAGCAAGCCGAUGCCGAGCGCCAUCGGGGAGUUGAGGAAGGAGUAUGGUCUGCCCAUCUUCGCUAUCCUCACGUUGGACGACAUCAUUGAGGGUGUGAAAGGGCUCGCCUCGGAGGAGGAUAUCAGGAAGACGGAAGAGUAUCGAGCCAAGUACAAGGCGAGUGAUUGA